AUGAGAGAGGACUUUUACAAUUCUGUUAUGAAAUACAAAAAGAUGCGAGCACGUUUUGAUCAAAGACAGGAAUUAAAGAACGAAUACGAAUUAUUAAUUAAAUUUGAUGAACAUACAUAUGAUUUGUUUGGGUUGUAUCAGCAAGCGAUUGUUGGUGAUAUCAAUGUACCAAAAAUAAAUUAUCGUGACCCAAAUGAAAUGUCAUAUAUGUGGUCAUGGAUUAAGGGAAAUCGUAAAUGGCAUGCAUGGAAUAAGUGCAAAGAUGAUUGGAAAGAUGAAUUAGAUCCAAGAGUUCCAGAUAAAAAUGCAUGGAUACCGGAAGAGGAAGCGGAACAAUUCCAUAAAUUUAUGGAACAAGCAAAACAUGAACGAAGAGAACGAGAUGCAUUGAAAAGACAAAAGGAAAUUGAAGAUGGAAUGUGGGACGAAUGA
Messenger RNA from Brugia malayi, 432 nucleotides. RefSeq lists its product as uncharacterized. The record is from RefSeq and is a predicted model, not a curated record. Gene Ontology annotation, molecular function: fatty-acyl-CoA binding. Bases 1 to 432 code for a protein of 143 amino acids. The transcript has 5 exons. Lineage: Eukaryota; Metazoa; Nematoda; Chromadorea; Rhabditida; Onchocercidae.